CCCGUCCCGCUUAGACAAUGCCCCGGAGCCGCCAGACCGUCGCGCCCCCGCCCCACCGUAGUACUUGAGAUCGCCUACCCAGGGGCCCCUCAAAGCCAAAGCUCCAGUCCCUGAGGCUUAAAGACUAGGACUCUCCACCAACUCUGUCCUCAGGGGGGUGGGGCUCCAGCCAAGAUCACAGAGCGGCAGGAGUGGGGGUGGCCGCUGGAGGACUUCCAUCCCCCAGGCCCCGACUCUCCCCCGAGCUGUCCCCUGUCCCAUAACCCCUGUGGGUCCCUCGCGGCACAUCGGGUCUCUAUGGCAGCGAGCAGCCGAGGGUUAAGGGGGCGGGGCCGCUGCAUUUUUGGGGAGUGAGCGCAUCCUAGCGGCUGCCAAGAGGGGCGCCUGGCAGGGACCUCAUGAAGCCCCCGAGCAGGGGCAACAGGUGUUUCGGAGAUUAGGGAUCCCAGACUUGUUCCUCGGACUUCCUCUAAAGAAGCAGACCCGCGAGGAUGCGGGGUAGAGUGGAGUCGGCAGCAGAGGAAGACAGGUGAAGUAAAAAGAGAAAACUAAGAAAUCAGCGCGGCCGGAGGGGGCGUCUGUGUGGAUGGGAUGGGGACGCCGGGGGAGGGGCUGGGCCGCUGCUCCCAUGCCCUGAUCCGGGGGGUCCCGGAGAGCCUGGCGUCGGGGGAGGGUGCAGGGGCUGGCCUCCCGGCUCUGGACCUGGCCAAAGCUCAGAGGGAGCACGGGGUGCUCGGCGGUAAACUGAGGCAGCGAUUGGGGCUGCAGCUGCUAGAACUGCCUCCUGAAGAGUCGCUGCCGCUGGGACCGCUGCUCGGUGACACUGCCGUGAUCCAAGGGGACACGGCCCUAAUCACGCGGCCCUGGAGCCCCGCACGCAGGCCGGAGGUCGAUGGAGUCCGCAAAGCCCUCCAGGACCUGGGGCUCCGAAUCGUAGAGAUGGGGGACGAGAACGCGACGCUGGAUGGCACUGAUGUUCUCUUCACCGGCCGGGAGUUUUUCGUAGGCCUUUCCAAGUGGACCAAUCACCGAGGAGCUGAGAUCGUGGCGGACACGUUCAGGGACUUCGCCGUCUCCACAGUGCCGGUCUCGAGCCCUUCCCACCUGCGCGGCCUCUGCGGCAUGGGGGGACCCCGCACUGUGGUGGCGGGUAGCAGCGAAGCUGCCCAAAAGGCUGUCAGGGCAAUGGCAGUAUUGACGGAUCACCCCUAUGCCUCUCUGACCCUCCCAGAUGAUGCUGCUGCUGACUGUCUCUUUCUGCGUCCUGGGCUGCCGGGUGUGCCCCCUUUCCUCCUGCACCGUGGAGGUGGGGACCUGCCCAACAGUCAGGAGGCAUUGCAGAAGCUCUCUGACGUCACCCUGGUACCUGUCUCCUGCUCGGAACUGGAGAAGGCAGGCGCUGGGCUCAGCUCCCUCUGCCUGGUGCUCAGUACACGCCCCCACAGCUGAGGCCCUGGCCUUCAGGACCUGGCUGGCCAGGGGGAGGGCAGCAUAGGGACUAAAAGGGGAAGGAGGGUUAGAUAGAGGCUGGUGAAUAGGUAGUGGCGGGGAGAGAGCCCCAAGAUGGGGGGAGGGCAUAGUGUGGGAAAAAGGAUAGAGGCCACUGAGUCAGUCCUUUCCCCCAGAUCUAAUAAAACAGAACUGACCUUUUAGACUGG
Messenger RNA from Equus caballus (horse), 1658 nucleotides. RefSeq names its product DDAH family member 2, ADMA-independent (gene DDAH2). Lineage: Eukaryota; Metazoa; Chordata; Mammalia; Perissodactyla; Equidae. Gene Ontology annotation, biological process: arginine metabolic process; positive regulation of nitric oxide biosynthetic process. The record is from RefSeq and is a predicted model, not a curated record. Gene Ontology annotation, molecular function: dimethylargininase activity; amino acid binding.